Closterium sp. NIES-67 is the source of this 580-nucleotide messenger RNA. NCBI's taxonomy places the organism in Eukaryota, Viridiplantae, Streptophyta, Zygnematophyceae, Desmidiales, Closteriaceae. The record is from the annotation of a GenBank genome assembly.
AUAUUGAGGGGAGAGGCCUUCGAGGAGACGGUAGAUCUGAAGGUUGGGGGGGAGAGUAGUCUGGCGAGCCUCAAGGCGGGAAGCAAGGUCCAGGAGACGGCUGGUGUAGUCAAUGGCGCCAGCACUAUGUUCGAUCGUGAUGCUGAAGUAUUCCUUGAAGAGCGGUCCGACAGCAUCGAAGUCGGUGCGUUCGAACAUUGCCUCAAGCUCGAGCCAGAUCUGGCGGGAGCCGAUGCGACGUGCCUGGAAGUUGCACAUGAGCGCAGACGGGAUGGCAAGGAGAAGGGCACCAGUAGCACGGCUGGUCCUUUCCUUUCAUCCUUCCCUUCCUACCCCACCUUCCAACUGUGCUUCAAUGCCUUUUCUAUCAUGCCUCUGAUCUUGUAAGCUUCAAUUAUAGUGACUCUGAGGACUGUCAACUUCUCCUAGGACAGAUUACCCCCCAGUGCGCCAAACGCCAUAGCUCACUCGUUAAGCUACGGAAUCGAGUGAUUCAACUUUCAGUGGAAAGCUGACGCUGCCAGAUACAACAUAUCCGAUUUUCAGAUCGUUUCACCGAUUGAAGUUUUUGAUAUAGCUA